This is a messenger RNA of Arachis ipaensis, 907 nucleotides long. NCBI's taxonomy places the organism in Eukaryota, Viridiplantae, Streptophyta, Magnoliopsida, Fabales, Fabaceae. The record is from RefSeq and is a predicted model, not a curated record.
CAUGAAUCGACGAAUAGUCCGAUACCCUUUAGUGAUAUUGGCGAGGUAGACUUGGUUAGACAGGGUGUGCGACCUACUAUUGUUGAUGUGACACCGAACAAGAUCAAACCUAACCACAAAGAAAUAGAGUCUGAUGAUUUUGACAGUGAAGCUGAAAUUGAGGAUGAACAAUGAAGGAAAUCCCAAAAGAAAAAGGUUAAGGACCCUAUCACAAAUAGAGUCACAAAGAAGUCCCUUGAAGAUGAGGAGUCCAGUAAAAAAUUCAGGAAAAAUUCAAUUCACGAGUGCUUAUGCAUUGCUAAAACAAUUUCAAUUCAAAAGGGAACAUGUUUUAGCUGCAUGUGGGGAUAGUAGUAAACAUGAGACAAUGAAAAAGGGCAAGAUGCCGAAAAAGAAGCUGACAAGAGUUGACGAUGAAGGUCAAAGGAAAAUGGCAACCAAGAAGAUAACAAACAUGAAAGACCGUGAGGAUCAAAUCAAGAUGCCAACAAAAAACUGCAACGAAGAAAAUCAUCUAGUCAAGAUGAAAGCCAAUGAACAUGAGGGUCAAAGUGGGAAGAAGCCAUCCAGGAAGAAGGUGCCAAUGAAGAAAUCAAAGGUGGAAGAUGAUAAAACCAAGAUGAAAACCAAUGACGCUAAUGGUCAAAGCAAGAAGCCGACCAAUAAGAAGAUGCCGAUGAAGAAAUUGAAUGAAGAAGAUGCUAACGAAGAAGAACAUAAGAUUGAGUCUCUUAUCCCAGCUAUGACUUUGGAUGAAUUCUUUGAAAAAUAUGGGAUAUCAUUGGAUGAAAAUGAUGAAGAAUAUGAAUAUGAUUAUGAUGAUCACAAUCCAAGUGUUGGUGAUAGUAAUGAUAGUCAACUCGGUAAUGCCUUUAUCCCUUUUUUUCAAUAGCAAAUAGUGAAAAAC